AUGCCCCUCGAUAAAUCAAGCGGGAGUCGUCACCAUGCUCACAAAUCUGCAGAAGGCUUGCCGUCGGCCAGCAAGCAAAGCAGCUCGCGAAAGCCGCGUCGAAGUGCCUCUGCGAUUCUGCGCGAACCGACGAAGCCAAGCAGCAGUAAAACACGACAAAGCUCAAUAGCAAAAGGCACGCCUUCCAUCUUGGCUGAAUCCGCCGGUGAUCAAUGCCUUGAACCCAGCACGAAGCGACCAGCAAGAGCGCCAUCCGAACCAGUUGAUAAUUCAAACCGCGACUCAUUCCACUCAAUUCUUGAAGACCCCUUCUUCCAGGACUACGGCCCAGACGGUUCCCAACUGCAGCCACUGGACCUCGCAACUCACGAGCCAAGCCCCAUUGAGCGCGACGAGAAAGAAAGCACACAUAAUAACUGGCCGCCUCCGCGACGGGAAUCGUUGACAAUUGGAAUGCUUGAGUCCUGGCGUUCGAAGAGGACGGCGAUGGAGUCCUUCCACGUGGCGGUUAUUGGCGCCCGUGGCGUCGGCAAGUCUUGCUUCAUCCAAGCUGCCCUCGCACUCCAGAGUCUGCCUAUGACCGAGGCGCCCAGCAUUCGGUCUUCUGUCGAUGGCGUCACGCACAUGGUCACAGCUCUGGAGCUCGACGUGAACCACUUCGAAGCCAGCCCGUCACAGCAAAUCCAAUGGCCGAAACAAAUCAACGGGCACAUUGUGCCGCGAGUCGACGCUGCCAUCAUACUAUACGACGUGACCGCCCGCGAGACAACUCGACCCUUGACGCAAAUACUCGCUGCUGUCAGCAACGCCGGGAUGCCUUCUAUUCUGGUAGCAAACAAAUGCGAGACUGCGGAAGACGACUGGCACGUGGAUGUCGACGACCUAGCCAAGCGAUACUAUGAGGUCGGCAUCGCAACAUACAAAGCGUCGGCCACCAAGCCUGAGGCGGCACGGUCGUGCCUACAAAGUAUCCUCAGAGCAGCAGUGAGCCAACGAAGAGAGGACAGCGGCGAGCAGGUCGCGCGCAGGCGAGCGCAAUCGAAUCUCGAAGCCCCCGAACCCAUGGCAUCUCGAUCGUAUAGCGGCGACAAUAAACACAGCAGAGCAAGCUCCGAGUUCUCCUUGUUGAAAGGCUUCAACAGCGGCUCAACAAGCGAGAGCCAUCGCCAGCAAUCUUCGAUCAGUCCUCGACCGCCCACGGGCUUCGACAACUCGAACGGCUCAUUCCUGCAUGUAGAGGAAUCAGACACGGAACAGCCUCAGUCGUCAGACGACAUUCCCCUCUUGCAGCGGAACGACAACGAUACGAAGCAGACAGCAAAGGAGGAAGGAGUGGCCUUUGGCGAGCUGGUUGAUCGCCUUCUGGCCCCAAGAAUAUCAAAGACCGACGCAGACUUCUCGGACAUUUUCCUUUGCCUGUAUCGGAAGUUUGCGGCGCCAGGUGAGCUCUUCGCCGCCAUUUUGGCGCGGCUGGAUCGAGUUCGAGACGACAAGGCAGCGCACUAUCUGUCGAGGACCGCGACCCAACUGCGAAUCAUCGAGGUUGUGGCGCGAUGGGUGGCUCUGUACCCUGGCGAUUUCGCUCGGCCCACCACGAAAUAUAGGCUGGAUGAAUUCAUCAAGCACCUGUCGACCGAGCCCAUUUUCUCAAUAGCAGCCCAGCAAAUGCGUCGCAACCUGAACCACAACGUCGUUGAGGACGACGACACGGGGUGGGCACACGCAGAUGAUGUAGAGGACGACGAUGGAGGCCACAACGCGCAAAAGGAGACAAACGAAGUUACAUCUAGCCUUGGCUCCUUGCAAUUCGAAGACGCAGACGGCAGGCCUUCCGAGGGCUCCGAGGCGGAUCGUGCCGACACGAUGAGCAACCAAUUCCAGUAUCAUUCCUACGAGGAAUACGAAAGGGAAGCCGCCCUGCUUGAGCCCUCGAAUCAGCUGCCGAUGAACAAAUUCCGCUACCACAUCUUCAUGGACGUACCCGUCGACGACAUUGCGGAGGAGAUGACGCGCAUUGACUGGAUCAUGUUCUCGUCGAUGCGCAUCCGGGAUCUUGUGCGGCAUGUGAGUCUCUCCGCGGCAGACAAAGCUAAGUGUCAGAGCUUGAAAAACGUGGACCGGACCAUUGCCCACUUCAAUCACCUUGCCCGUUGGGUUACAUGCAUGAUCCUUCUCCGGGACAAAGCCAAGCAUCGGGCCCAGAUGCUUGAAAAGUUUAUGAACAUAGCGACAAAACUACGCCAACUGAACAACUACAACGGCCUGGCGGCGGUCGUUGCUGGCAUCAACUCGACUCCUAUCAACCGCCUCCUCCAGACCCACGCUCUGGUGUCAGAGACGGUCGGCAAACGAUUUGCCAAGAAUCUGAUUUUGACCAGCACAACGAACAGCUACUUUGCCUAUCGUCUGGCUUGGCAGAACUCACCAUUGCCGAGAAUACCAUACAUGGCAGUGCAUCGCAGAGAUCUCGUGCAGGCUGAAGUAGGAAGCAAGACCUUUGUUGGCGCCAAGGGGGACAAGAUACACUGGGCAAAGUUCCAUGUUCUUGGAAGUAUUCUGCUCCCUAUCAUGAAGAGUCAAGGUAGCCCGUAUCCAAGCUUGUCCAAACACGAGACGGUGCGCGAAACUAUCCUCGGCUGCAAGAUGCCCGUUGAUGAAGUGGACAUAGACAGGCGCAGCGAGCAGGUGGAAAACAGCCAAGGAGGGGGGUUGGAGGCAGCGAAGAAGAAGGGAUCUUUCCCGUGGUUCAACAGAACAGGAUCGGCGGUGAACGCAAGGCGAUUGCAAAAACACGGCGAUUCACACGUGGUCCUACAAUGCUCCAUGACUCUCGACUUACCCCCCGAAGCUGACUGGAUUGCCUCUGCUGUCGACCUGAAGCGCGCGGUGGACGACAAACAACUAUGGAUCGAGAAGAAGGAUGCCAGCUUCGUCAAUCUUUCGGUAGCAAACUUGUGGCAAGGGUUGACCGUAGACGAUCUGGAGACGCUGGAGCAUCAGAUCAAAGAAUUCGAGUUGUGGGCACGACUAGGCGUGCGUCUCGUUGCCGUCGACCCCCUGUACUCUGCCGAAGUUUGUUUCUCUUUGCAGCAUCCCGAUAUAUCGUCUGCUCUGGUGGCACCCGAGGGCGUCUUGGCAGCGAAACUCAUCGAGCUACACUGCUUGCUGGACGUGUCGACAAAGUUCACGGAGCAUGCAGAUCUAUCCAAAGCUAAUGUUUUGAUGAAUGGGACGCGUGCACGGAGGAAAAGGAAGCGAACUACGAGCAGUACCACGCAACAUGCUUAUACGUUCCUUGACCCUGUUGAUCAGAGAGCGAUUGAAGAGUACAUGGGUCUGGUUGAGCAGACAUGGACUCCCCCAGCAACAGAGAUGCAAGAAAUACCAAUGCACAAUGCACUGCAUGGAAUGGCUUCAUUUGAUGUGGUCAGGGCCUUGGAGACCAGCCUGGAUGUGCUCAUGAUCGGCGUCCAAAGGAAGCACAAUGGUUAUCGUGUGAUGAAGGGAGAGUCCUUCUUCGAGUUGGCCAGUCUUGCGCCAGGCGUUUUCAACAUGAGCUAUUUGAAGGCUAUAGCUGGAAGAGUGUCUGCCAUGUCAGUCAUCAGCACAUCGCUCGCCAGGAUGGUAGAUGCUGAAUCGCCCGAGCUCAGGAGGAAGGCCAUGGCCUUUGGUGUGGCCAGAGGCGAGGAAAACGUUGCCUCCUCGCCCUUGGAUAAGGUUCGCCAUGGCAUCCAGGAAGGCGCUUGGGCGACAUUGCUAAGACACACGAAGCGGUCGGUUCCCAAGCGGUCUCCCGGUCAGAAUCGCAGCACGCAGCCUGCAAUCGAGUUUGACAAGGAUUUCGCCAAUGGAGUGCCACGCCGACCGUCUCAGCUCGCGGACUCGUUCACAUGGUCGCAGUCUGAAUUCGCCCCUGAGAUGAGCCACACCGCGUUCAUGUCGUUCAACAACCCGCUGCCGCCGGUUCACACCCGACAACCUACACUCUGGGUGGCAGAUAUCUUGGAAUAG
Messenger RNA from Emericellopsis atlantica, 4011 nucleotides. Its product is annotated as RasGEF protein. The transcript has 9 exons. Gene Ontology annotation, molecular function: guanyl-nucleotide exchange factor activity; GTP binding; GTPase activity. NCBI's taxonomy places the organism in Eukaryota, Fungi, Ascomycota, Sordariomycetes, Hypocreales, Bionectriaceae. Gene Ontology annotation, biological process: positive regulation of GTPase activity; Ras protein signal transduction. Bases 1 to 4011 code for a protein of 1336 amino acids. Gene Ontology annotation, cellular component: plasma membrane. The record is from RefSeq and is a predicted model, not a curated record.